AUGUGUCUAUUCCCACAGGUCAAGCAUCAUUGCGGUCACACAACUUUGAUCAGCCAUGCGAAGAGCAUCGUUUUGUGCGACCAGGCUCUUAUAUUCGUGAGGCAAUACUUUGAUCGAGCACCGGCUUUCUGUACCCCUUUGGAUGACGAUCUAGACAACGAGAAUAUGAUCUUGGAUUUGUCCGAGGACUAUUCCUGGUGUCCGGACUGCCACGCUAGACAAGCCACACCGGCCUGUGGUGAUCAAUCGGACCAGACCUGGGAGGCUGCAUGCCUGCAGGCUUACAAAGCGGAUCUAGCAAAGGUGUUAAAACAAGUCGAGAGGGAUUGCCAAAUCAUUGAAUAUGACCGGAAUAUGCCAGCCAUCGUAAAGGCGAUUCAGCACCCUUGGCUACGCGAAAUGCUUCAAAUCAACAGCAAGGGUUUCUUUGCGCUCGGCGAUGCCGUGAUAGAUCGUGUGCAUGAUGUACAGCGGAACAUCGAAACAGUGCUUGCCAAGUGCAACGCAGGUAUCCCCACCCACUCACUCCACAUCGAUUUCUACGCUACGGUGCGUAAGUACGACGAUGCUUGGUUUUUGAUGGAUCAUUUCCUUCUGAUUACCGAUCUUCUGAAUUAUAUCUCGAAGCGCAAUGAUUAUCACAAUGAGCUCUGCAAGCAGGCUGAAAUGUGUAAGUCGUUGCUUGAAGGGCCGCAAGAGGCACCGCAAGGUCUCCAUUACUUGGGGCGGGGCUUCAAGACUCCGGAAAUGUUCAGGCCGAAGCGCAAAUCUCAUACCCGACACGUUCAAUGCUUCGAGAAAUUGGCUCUUGAUGACAAUUCUGCAGGCAAAGACUACUAUGCAUCGGCCUUGUCAAAACUACUUCAGCAGUCGGAUGUACUUCCCUUUCGACGCCGUGCAUCCUACAAGGGCCCGUCGAAGUAUGUGAACAAGAAGUGCAGCCCUCCACCAGCGGUCAAGGUGAGUGCUUUGAGCGGCGAAAUUCGUGCAAAAUUCGGUGAGCUGGAAGUGCACUAUUUCAACCAGGUUUCAAAAAAAAAAAUUGGUUGA
Messenger RNA from Didymosphaeria variabile, 1050 nucleotides. RefSeq lists its product as uncharacterized. The coding region runs from base 1 to 1050 and encodes 349 amino acids. Lineage: Eukaryota; Fungi; Ascomycota; Dothideomycetes; Pleosporales; Didymosphaeriaceae. The record is from RefSeq and is a predicted model, not a curated record. The transcript has a single exon.